AGCGUGCGGGGCGCAGAGAACCGCGGGCUGGUCCCGGCUGAGCGCUCGGCGGCGGCUGCGCCGCGUCUGAGGGAGCGGGCGCUGGGCUGCGGCCGCCGGGCGGGGAGCUCUUCGGCCGGUGCCGAAGCGCCCGAGGUCUGGAAGGCACAGAAAUGGAACAAGAGCCACAAGAUGGAGAACCUGCUGAAAUUAAGAUCAUCAAGGAAGCGUACAAGAAGGCCUUUUUAUUUGUUAAUAAAGGACUGAAUACAGAUGAAUUAGGUCAGAAAGAAGAAGCAAAGAACUACUAUAAGCAAGGAAUAGGGCACUUGCUCAGAGGAAUCAGCAUUUCAUCAGCAGAUCCCGAACACAUAGGUCCUGGGUGGGAAUCUGCUAGACAGAUGCAACAGAAAAUGAAAGAAACACUACAGAACGUACGUACCAGGUUGGAAAUUCUAGAGAAGGGUCUUGCCACUUCUCUACAGAAUGAUCUUCAGGAGGUGCCCAAGUUACAUCCAGAAUUUCCACCUAAAGAUAUGUCCGAAAAGUCACUGGAGCCUGAGUCCUUUAAUUCACUUCCUCAGCACAAUGAAGUAAAUGGAAACACUCCAACUACAAGUACAGAACCAGUUUCUACACCUAGUACUUUCUCCUUACCAUCUCAAGGUCAUCCAUCAGAAGCACCUCCUGCUUAUACUCCUCAGGCUGCUGAGGGUCACUACACUGUAUCCUAUGGAACAGAAUCUGGAGAGUUCUCAUCAGUUGGGGAAAACUUUUAUAGGAAUCAUUCUCAGCCACCUCCUCUUGAGACCUUAGGGCUAGAUGCAGAUGAGUUGAUUUUGAUACCAAAUGGAGUACAGAUUUUUUUUGUAAAUCCUGCAGGGGAGGUUAGUGCACCUUCAUAUCCUGGGUACCUUCGAAUCGUGAGGUUCUUGGAUAAUUCUCUUGAUACAGUUCUAAACCGUCCUCCUGGGUUUCUUCAGGUUUGUGACUGGUUGUAUCCUCUAGUUCCUGAUAGAUCUCCAGUUCUUAAAUGUACUGUAGGAGCCUACAUGUUUCCUGAUACAAUGUUACAAGCAUCAGGAUGCUUUGUGGGGGUCGUCUUGUCUUCUGAAUUACCAGAAGAUGAUAGAGAACUCUUUGAGGAUCUGUUAAGACAAAUGUCUGACCUUCGGCUCCAGGCCAACUGGGACCGGGCAGAAGGAGCAAAUGAAUUCCAAAUCCCUGGAAGACCAAGAUGCCCCUCUAACCAACUGAAGGAAGCCAGUGGCGCUGAUGUGCGACAGUUGGACCCAGGCAGUAAGGAUGUGCGUCAUAAGGGAAAACGGGGGAAAAAGACCAAAGGUACUUCAAGUGAGGAAGUUAAUCUGAGUCACAUUGUACCUUAUGAGCCAGUUUCAGAAGAAAAAGCAAAGGAAAUACCUGAAUGGAGUGAGAAAGUGGCUCAAAACAUUUUGUCAGGUGCUUCCUGGGUGAGUUGGGGUUUGGUUAAAGGUGCUGAGUUUACUGGCAAAGCCAUCCAGAAGGGCGCUUCUAAACUGCGAGAACGGAUUCAACCAGAAGAAAAACCAGUAGAAGUUAGUCCAGCUGUGACCAAGGGACUUCAUAUAGCAAAGCAGGCUACCGGAGGAGCAGCGAAAGUCAGUCAGUUCCUGGUUGACGGAGUUUGUACUGUAGCAAAUUGUGUUGGAAAGGAAUUAGCUCCACAUGUCAAGAAGCAUGGAAGCAAACUUGUUCCAGAAUCUCUUAAAAAAGACAAAAAUGGGAAGUCUCCCCUGGAUGGUGCUAUGGUUGUAGCAGCAAGCAGUGUUCAAGGAUUUUCAACUGUCUGGCAAGGAUUGGAAUGUGCAGCUAAAUGCAUUGUUAAUAAUGUUUCAGUAGAAACUGUACAAACUGUCAGAUACAAAUAUGGGCAUACCGCAGGAGAAGCUACACACAAUGCAGUAGAUUCUGCCAUCAACGUUGGUGUAACUGCCUAUAAUAUCGACAACGUUGGCAUCAGAGCAAUGGUGAAGAAAACUGCAAAACAAACGGGACACACGCUGCUUGAGGACUAUGAAAUUGUUGAUGAUUCUAAGGGGGAAAAUCAAGGAGGAGGAGCAAGUGUAGACAUGAAAGGGGAGAAAGAUGAACAGGGAGAGGCACUAGAGAAGGACAGGGCAAAGAAGAAAGAUAAAUGAUAGAAGUGCUGGGAAUUGCCUAUACCAAAGCCUUACAGAUGGAUGCAAUUUUGUUAAAUGGCAAAUGCGGAGUUCCCCACAGAUUAACCAGGAUUUUUUCAAUGUAUUCAUUCCUGCAGAGUGACUGUUCCAUAAGCUUUAUGGCAUGUAUUCUACUUCUAAGGAAAAGAAUCAGUAUUCUUGCAUCUGGCCUUUAGAAAUACAGUUACAUUCUCUGUGAGUUGAUUUUUUUCUAAAUGUGGCUAAAAUAUUUUUGCAGUUAAAAUAAAACUAAUAAUAGACGUGCUAUAAAUCUCAUUAAACCUAACGUUAAACUA
Messenger RNA from Mesoplodon densirostris (Blainville's beaked whale), 2476 nucleotides. RefSeq names its product spartin (gene SPART). The transcript is spliced from 9 exons. The record is from RefSeq and is a predicted model, not a curated record. Bases 153 to 2159 code for a protein of 668 amino acids. Gene Ontology annotation, cellular component: plasma membrane. Lineage: Eukaryota; Metazoa; Chordata; Mammalia; Artiodactyla; Ziphiidae. Gene Ontology annotation, biological process: cell division; negative regulation of BMP signaling pathway.